Thrips palmi is the source of this 5877-nucleotide messenger RNA. RefSeq lists its product as uncharacterized. Bases 356 to 3970 code for a protein of 1204 amino acids. NCBI's taxonomy places the organism in Eukaryota, Metazoa, Arthropoda, Insecta, Thysanoptera, Thripidae. The transcript has 14 exons. The record is from RefSeq and is a predicted model, not a curated record.
CGCGGUCGCGCCCGCCAGUGCGCCGGCGCCCGUCGAGCUGCACGCUUGUGCGUGUGUGUGUGUGUGUGCGUGUGUGUGCGCCGCUGUUGUUGUGAAAGUAAACAGUGAUGGUGCGAGUGCGCGUGAAGAUGUGACCCGACCUGCGCUGCAUUGCCUGCAUGCACGCGGCCCAGUGAUUCAGUGAUUCGGAUGUUGCUCGCCGAGUGAUUUGGUGGCUGGAUGAGUGUCACCCGGUGACGAAGCGACGUCGGUGCGACGAAGUGACGUCACUUACUGGAUUCGCCGUAGCGCCGCAGCGCUGCUGACCGACCGCCUUUUCGCCGAAGACCCGCUGCCCCCGGCAAAGCGCAGCAGGAUGCACGGCAUCAUGGAAGGUCCGGGCGAGGAACUGACAGUGGCGGCCAUCGCGACGGAGGGCCCCGACGACGGCCACCACCACCUUAACGGGGUGAGCACGGCCCUCCUGGACAACGGCGCGCCGUCACCGCCGCCCCCCAAGGAGGCCGUCAAGGACGCCGUGAAGGACGCUGCCGGACAACCCUCGCCACCGCAGUCGCCGCCCGUCGCCUCCACGUCGGGACCCUCCUCGCCGACGGACAAGAAGGAAGAGACGGUGGCGGCGGCCUCACCAGCGGCCUCGCCAGCGGCCUCGCCCCCGCGAGUAGCGUCACCAGUGGCGGCCACUUCGCCUGCAGCCUCGCCUGCCGCGACGGAGAAGGAUGCCUCGGAUGCGCCGGCCCCGGCGGCCUCGCCCGCCUCGCCCGCCUCGCCUCUCGACGCGGACCCAGCCGCCGCGGACGAGGUCGCCCCGUCCCCGCCUGUGGCCGAGGCCGAGGCCGCCGACGGAGACGCGACCGAGGCCGCGGAAACUGCUGCGCCCGCCAAAAAGAGCGAAGGGGAUCCCUCCGGAGAUUUAAAUCUAGACAAUAAUGCCAGUGCCAUCGAUAUCAAAGACGGCAAGGCAUCUGAUGAAAACAGUGAAGCUCCUGAAACCAGUGUAGCAUUGAAAGAAUUGAACAGCAAUGUGACUGAAGAUAAAGAUGAUGCUACUGGUCCUAGUGAUGUAGAUGGGACUGUUAAGCUGCCAAAUGAAAGUGAAGUCAGUGUUAAAGUUGAACACGAUAGUCUUAGCACCAACGGAGAGUCACCGUGCCCAAAUGAUGUUCAGAAAGACACUAGUAUGGACGUUGAAAUUCAUCCUGAUGAGGAAGCAAGUGCGACAUCUGAGAGUGAAAACUCUGUGAAAGACAACCUUAGUGCUGGAAGUGAAGAUUUCAGAAUGGAUGUAGAUCUGCCGUCAACAGAUGUGAAAACGGAGGUUAUUGAAGAUCAAGAAAAAUCUACAGAUUCCGGAAUAGUUUCAGAACAGUCUGCACGCAAAUUACCCCAGAAAAGAAGCAGUGAAGACGACCUUCCAAGCAAUCUUGCAAAGAAGCAGUGCCUACCAGACAUUGUCUGUGGCGAUGCAAAUGCACUCGAUUUAAGUGGAAUGAAAAAGAAAGAUAGUUCAAAAGAGCCUAAGAUUGCCCUGAAGCCACAGUCCCUCCUGCUUAGUAAAUUGCAAGGAACUUCUGAUGUUGAUAAGUCAAAGAAGGAUGUGUACAGAAAUGAUGAUUCUGCAGUCCAGUCAGCUGAAUCUAUUAUCUCAAGCAAAACAUCCAGAAGACGUUCAUCUCGUGAUGAAAAAGACUCUCGAUCAUCACAUUAUCAGGGGAGGGGUGGAGAAAACACUACUGCUCGGGUUCAAGUUGAUCAAGUUCUUCGUGAGAUGAGAACACGUGUUAGGAGUUCUUACAAAGAACGGGAAAAAAUUGCCAAAGAGGACAGCCUACUUCGAGAUUUACUGGAGCCAGAGAGAGAUACUCUUAUGACUGAAUUUGUUGAUACAGCUACUCAGGGCGGUGGCGCCUCGGAACUGGAUAGGGUCUCUGCGGCUCUUGAAGCUGAAAUAAGACAACUAACUGUAGAAAUUAAUGCAAAGGAAGCAGAAUGGAAUGAUCUUAUUAGGAAAAAGAAAUUUAAGGAAGAACUAGCAUUGAGGGUGCAGCGGCGGAAACAGGUCCUUGCUCUGACAGGAGAGUCUGAUGAUCUUCUUUUGAGGCGAAACUCUUUUGAAGAGGAUUCCCGGUCUGACUGCAAAAGGGAUUCUAAUGUCGAUGUAAGGCACGAAAGGAGGCAUGAUCACUACAGGGAAGUGCCUAAAACAGAAGAGCUACUUGCUGCUGCUUUGCGUCUAGGGUCAAGGAAUGUUGAAGACUAUCAUCAUCGCAGUAACAGCUCAUCUCCUUUAGCGGUACGCAUCCAAGCUAGAGCUAAUGAACUUCUCAUUGGCUCAAAUCCCACUGUUGAAAGGAAGUCAUCAGGACCACCACCCGGACUGUCACACAUGCAGACACCAUCAUUACUUCAAUCUCAGCUAACUAAGCCGACUGAAAUUUCACCUAGUUCCCCCCAGUCGCAGUUUUUACUGCAGCAUUUGCAGCGACAGAGAGUGGGCGCGGUCAGCAGCGCUGGUUUAGCAUGUCGACAACUAUCUUCCUCUGUCUCCCUAUCUGCCUUACCCACCUCUACUAGCACCUCUUCAGCCCUAAAUGCUUCUCUCCCCUCUACUGCAGUUCACAAGAACUUAUCCCGAGUUGAGAAGCAGGUCUCUGCUGCGAGUGCUUCAAGGAUGCAGAGACCCAUUCUGCCUAAGCCGAGCACUGCUACCAGUGGGGGUCACGUGGUAAGUGAUUCUUCACAAGACGGCAGUGGGAAAGGCAUCAUCGGUGAGGGUCGACAGGGUGCCAUCAUUGACGUCCAGUCCAUCAUCGCAGACUAUCGCUCCCAACACCCGGAGAAUGUCCCCCGGCGUGGGCGCAGAAUGAAAGCGUCUGGGAUGGUGUCCGACAGCAUGAUGGCCAGCGCUAGACCAGGCAGUAGCAGUGGUGGAGGACUUCUUAUGUCGUUGCCAGCGCUUGGUUCGGGCUCGCAUGUUCGAACGGGCUCGGGCACUUCGAUCCACGGCAAUGCUCCAGUGGAUCUGUCUGAACUUGGCUUUGUUCUAAGUUCAGGGGCUGGGAGUGACGGGCCUUCGCGACCCUCAAGUACAGAAUCAUCUCUCAGUGGUGCUCCCUCUCAGGUAAAUCAGGAGUCUGGCAUGAGCUUCAAAGAUGUUUUGGUCCAGUUUGCCAAAAUGACGAAUGCCAAUGAGCAGAGUGCCAUGAACCCUCAAGGAGGUUUGGGUUUACCAGGACGACCGCCACCGCCUCCUUACCCGGAGGUUACUUUGCACCCGGUUGUGAACCCUACACCAGUUGCUAGCCCAGUGCCUGCAGCAAGUGCUCCUCCAACUUCCCUGCUCCACAAUAUCCUAACAAAGCCCACCAAUCAAUCAUCCAACAAUGGGAGCCAAUCUCAUGCCAAGCCCACUACAUUUUCUCCAACACUUGCUCGCUUGUUGACUGCACCUGAGAGAAGCUCAUCUGUAUCUCAUCAUUCUACUCAUCAUUCUACGCCCGUAUUGCCCCAGUACCAACCAUCGGCAGUAUCGAAUUAUGGGACUACUGGAUCUGUGUUACUAAGUGACCUUCUCUCAGUGGGACCAUCUAAAAAGGCACGUAGUGAAUUAACCAUAACUCCAGUAUCAGCUUCGUCUGCCACUUCCAAUUCGUCAAUGCCAAGUAUGAAAAGGAAUAAUGAGGUGGUCGUCCUGGAUGCUGAUAUUAAUGGAGAUGAAGGCGAUGCCUCAGAUCCAGAUGAGCGUCGAUUGGUGAUAGAUGAAGGUGACAAUGCUGAAAAUGGAGAUGAUACUGACGGUCGGUCAGAUAGGUCAAAAAAUACUGUCCCUCAUUGCCAAGGCUGUAAUGAGCGAGAUGCUGAAUUUGUCUGUGCUGGAUGUCAAAGGCAGUGGUAUUGCAGCCGAGAGUGUCAAAUUGCGGCAUGGGAUGAACACUCAGAACAAUGCUUUCCAGCAUCAAAUGACAACUGAAAUUGUGAUGCCUAAGACUAUUUUAUGUAACUUAAGGUAGAGGAAUGUUCCUCAUAGAUAUCAUCAUAUUUAUCAUUUCAGUCAUUCAUUCAUUUCAUUGAGGUCAAUGAAGUAUGAGAUGCUAUUUCAUGUGUAAUUUAUAUGGUUGAUGUUCUCUCAGUAUACACGAGAAGCCAAUACUGAGUUAGUUAAUGUUCUGUUUAUUACAAACAGAAUGAAUGAUGAAAUAGGUUACGUUCUGUUUUCAGUUUCUAUCUUGUACAAAGUGGAAAUGUAAGUUGAAAUGUAAGAGUCACUAUUUGAAUUCAUGCCUAGUCCUUGUGUAGCGUAAUAAUGUGGAUUCUCCUAAGUAUCUAUUAUUUAAUAAUUUUCUUGUCUUGGUCUUUGGUGCUGUAAUGAAAAUAUUGCAACAAUUCGCAUGUGUGAUAGCUUUAAACAGGCAUUCUGAUUGCUUGAUUGUGUAUCUCAUUUCCUGCACUUACAAUAGGUAUUUGAGUACUGUAGAAACUUCAAUUUUGAUCUCAAUCAUAUAAUUUCUCAUUGUAACAACCAGCCCAUAAAUCUACUGCCAAUUAUUGCAGAACUGUAAAGCCUGGAUUCAUGUUGCAAAGCAAUUUUAUUCCAUAUUACAAAAAAAAAAACCUCUCUUUGUACCUUACUGGAUCAAAGAAGCAGAAGGUUUCAUGCUGGAAACAACAGUGUAUCUUGUUACUUUGUUCUUUCUUUAUUGUUUGUAAAGUUUUGUUAAUGUAUUAAAACCUUUUCUAAAGUUGCGACCUAUUGAACCAACUUUUUAAGUUUUUAUGUUCUUUGUCUUUUCUUGGCCUUUUGUUUGUACUGCGCAGCUUGUGUUAAGUUAAGGAAUUCUCCUCCUUAUUUUUGUGAGAUAAAAAAUUGUUGUUCUUUUUUAUUUCUUAUUUUUUUAAUGUGCUGUUUGUUUAUCUUUAGGCAUUGGCAUAUUAAAUUAAUUCAUUUGUUUUGUUGUUUUAGAAAUUGGCACCGAUCCGCCAAAGAGACUAUUUGUUAUUAUGUAUCUUGUUUUAUUUCGUCUCUUAAAGACUAAGUAGGUGCCAAAUAAUUUGUAAAUUUGUUUAUCUGCUGUUAUUGAUGACUCCAAGUACAGAAAGAAUGACGAUAUUGUGAUCAUCUUUCGCUCACAAAUUUGUGUGAUAGUCUUUAGAAUUGAAAAGGUAAUGUUUGUUCCCUGUGACUGAAUUAGAUAAUGAGUGAAUGAGUUCCAAAAUUUUAUUAUUUUAAAUGUGAGUUCCAUGCAUUUAAAACAAGGUGACAAUGAACAAAGGACAUUGCCUGAUUAUCAAUUAGUUACUAUUAAUUCAAUAGUUUACCAUCUUUCUGUGUCUUAUUACUCAUGAACAUGCCAACACACAAUUCUGAUACUUGGAACUCCAAGUUGCUUUAUUAAUGGGAACCCAUUCAUAAAAUGACUGCUAAAAAUCAGAUCAUCUGGUAGAUUUUGUUUUGGUUGUAGUACCCUCAAAUUGCUCCUUUUUCAUUUCAUGAAAAUCAAUUGUAUUGCUAUAUUGGAACUAUGGUCACUGCCAUUUCAAUCUUAAAUUGUGAUUUGCCAUUUGGACAAUGGGCGAUGUAUUACUUCAUUUAGUGGUCACAGGAUCUAUUGUCCUGUGCCAGACAUAGAUGCCAUGUAAUAAGUCCCCUUUCCCUCCCUUUGUUUAUGUAUCUUAUAUAUGAACAACACAUAUAUAUUGUAUUUCAUUAAGCUGGACCUUGAAUGGUCAGGGAAGGGUCAAGUGUGGUUUGUUUGUGUUUAAUUUUUUCACAUUAUUCUUUCUCAAUUGUAACCCUACUGUUAUCUUGAUCUAAACAUCCAUUAUGAACUCUUUGAAUAAAGUAUCAUAGUUACCACAAGAAAAUUAACAAAGUUUAAA